AUGUUCGUUCUAGGUGUUGACUUGUCAUCACGAUACAAUUCCUAUACCUAUACUGCUAAUAAUUCUCUAUUUGGUUUUACUGCUCCUCCCCCACCACCGCCACCACCGCCACCACCAACAUCACGCUCAACAAUAUCACUGUCAACAGAUAUGGCGUCGUUUGGAUCACAAGAUAGUAGCAGUUAUAUGCAGGCUCCUGCAGCACCACAACGUAUGUCGACCAUUAGUAUGGGUCAAAAUGUUGAUGCUCCACUUCUCAGUAAACUGAAAGAUAUUCGAUCAACAAAAACAAUGAUUGAAGAACUUAUUAAACUUCAAUCCCAGGACGGCUCAUUUACGUUGAAUAAAGAUUUAGCUGAUGUACUUCACAUCAAUCUUGAUACUUUCAAUGGCCUUGAACGCUAUUUAUACGAACAAGGUUUUAAUUCACUCGGUAAGAUCGAAUAA
Rotaria sp. Silwood2 is the source of this 447-nucleotide messenger RNA. The record is from the annotation of a GenBank genome assembly. NCBI's taxonomy places the organism in Eukaryota, Metazoa, Rotifera, Eurotatoria, Philodinida, Philodinidae.